Messenger RNA from Gambusia affinis (western mosquitofish), 2054 nucleotides. Its product is annotated as C-type mannose receptor 2-like. The record is from RefSeq and is a predicted model, not a curated record. The coding region runs from base 581 to 1702 and encodes 373 amino acids. The transcript is spliced from 7 exons. Lineage: Eukaryota; Metazoa; Chordata; Actinopteri; Cyprinodontiformes; Poeciliidae.
UUUAAAUGUUCUUCAUCCAACAGAGACAAACUGCUGGAGGAAAAUCAUUCAUCUGACAGCAAAGAUGCAGUGGAGUCUGAUUCUGCUCUUCCUGAUGGCUCAGUGUUGUUUCAAUAACUGUCAGCUCUAUCAGUUUCACUACAUUAAUCAGAAUAAGAACUGGACUGAAGCUCAGCAGUACUGCAGAGAGAAACACACUGACCUGGUCACAGUGACUAACAUGAAGGACAUGGAGAGACUCAAGAUCUCAGCUGGAGGUCAGAGUGAAGCUUGGAUUGGUCUGUAUGAUCCAACAGAUGGUACCAGAACAUGGUACUGGUCUCUGCCUGGAGUGGAGUUCAAUGAAACAAACUGGGCCAAAGGAGAACCAUCUGAUAAUGAAAAUCAAGGAAUAGUGAACUGUGUGACUGUGGAUAAAAAUCUCAGUUGGAUAGAAACCCAGUGCCAAAGUCCAAAUCAUUUCAUCUGCUACAAUGAGGAAAACGGCUUUCAAGAGACAAGAAGCAGCCUUCCAUUCCUCGAGGAAAAAGGAACCAGAUAGACAAACUGCUGGGGGAAAAUCAUUCAUCUGACAGCAAAGAUGCAGUGGAGUCUGAUUCUGCUCUUCCUGAUGGCUCAGUGUUGUUUCAUUGACUGUCAGCUCUAUCAGUUUCACUACAUUAAUCAGAAUAAGAACUGGACUGAAGCUCAGCAGUACUGCAGAGAGAAACACACUGACCUGGUCACAGUGACUAACAUGAAGGACAUGGAGAGACUCAUCAAGAUCUCAGCUGGAGGUCAGAGUGAAGCUUGGAUUGGUCUGUAUGAUCCAACAAACGGUACCAGAACAUGGUACUGGUCUCUGCCUGAAGUGGAGUUCAGUGAAAGUGAGACAAACUGGAACCCAGGAGAACCAAGUGAUAGAGGAAUUCAGGGAGUUGAGAACUGUGGGAUUCUGAAUGUAAAUUUGAAAUGGGCAGAUACAAGUUGUUACUAUUCAAGAUUCUUCCUCUGUUAUGACGGAACCAAUACAACCCAUAAAUAUCACCUGAUUAGAGAGAAGAAGACCCGGCAGGAAGCUCAGAGUUACUGCAGAGAGAAACACACAGACCUGAUCAGUGGAACGAAGCAACUAGAGGAUGAAGAAUUGAAGAAAGUGAUGAGGGAACUGUUAGGGUCAGACUCUGCAGACAAACCAGUACUAUACUUUGGUUUAUUCAGAGACACCUGGAGGUGGUCAGAUGGAAGCAGUUUCUCUUUCAGACACUGGAAUCUACAAUUUAACAAUCAGAUAAUCCACAGUGGUCAAUGCGCCAUGACUGUGUUUGAUGAUGGAGGCAAAUGGAGGAAUGAGAACUGCACUGAAAGAAAACCCUUCAUCUGUUAUGAAGAUAAAGUGAUCCUGAUCAAAGAAAACAAAACCUGGCUUGAGGCCUUGACCUACUGCAGAGAUCAUCAUGAUGACCUGGUCACCAUCACCAACAUGGAUGAUCAGAUAUUGAUCCAGGAGAAAGCUAAGGAGGCAUCGACUCCUUUUGUCUGGUUGGGUUUGUUCUUCAGCUGCUUGAAGAAUAAGUGGUUCUGGGUCUGUAAGAACAAUCCAAACUUAGAAAGACAGAUCAAUAAUUGUGGAAAAUCUGGAGCCAUGGAGGCAGGAGGAAAACACAUGUGGUUCCAAGGAAACAGCACAGAGAAGUUGAAUUUCUUCUGUCUUAAGCGUUAAGUUGUUCUUUUUCUGCUUGUGCUUUUUAAAAAUAGUUUAAGAACUUCGUUGAAGUUUACAUUUUAUUUCACCUAUGAUAAAAAAUUACGACUAGUAGAGAUUCAAACUAGAGGUUCUGCUCUGAACUUUGUUUCUGUUCAGUUUGUAAUUAGCUUGUACAUGAACACAUUUCUCUUUCUUUACUCCAGUUUUAUUUUACUGAAGACAAAAUGGCUCUUUGUGUUGUAAAGGUUGCAGAUCUCUGCUUUAUACUGAAAGCAAAUAUGAUGUUCAAAUUUAAUGCUAUUGAAUACUGAGGAAUUAUAUGUAAACUUCUCAUUUUGAACACAGUAAUAAAUACAUUUCUAAUGUU